Molecule: messenger RNA, 873 nt
Organism: Pelobates cultripes (western spadefoot toad)
Lineage: Eukaryota; Metazoa; Chordata; Amphibia; Anura; Pelobatidae
Source: the annotation of a GenBank genome assembly
AUGUCGAUUACUGGUCGGCUCCUGACCAACUGAUCGUUACUUCCAGCCUAUACCUGGCUUCCUGCUUACGCCUGGCACCUCUUGGGCAUCCCUGGAAGCAAACCAAAUGCUGCCCAACUAUAUGCCCAUGCUGACUGGCGGUCGAAACCUGUGGCCUACUCCUUGGAUGGAGUGGGAGAACCGAACAAUCUUCCGACACUGAUCUGGAGGGGCCAAUCUUGUAAACGGCCGGGGUUCCAGAGGUUCCAAAUGGCAUGGAGUAGCAGAGUGAUCUGCUUGAUCACGACUUCUGAAGACCCAGCUCAUCACCAGGUGAACGCUGGAGAUGCCAUACCCUGUGUGCCUCAACUACCCUUAUGGGAAACCAGAUUCAACACAGCAUUUGAUGUGGUCUGCACGGUGUUCUGGGCCUGCAUUGAGGCCCAACAGCUACAGUGGGAACCUCCUCCAGGGGGAACCUCCAGCGUAGACCUGACUCACCUCUCUUCUUCUGAGCCGAGAGCCUGGAUGGACAUUGAGUCCAUCAGUCAUCCACAACCAUGUGAGCAUGCCGGUGAUGGGGGAUUUCUGCAGGGGAAUGGCCUUGCCACUGAAGAUGGAGAGCCUAGGGGUGAAGAGGCAUACAGAGGGCUUACAUUCCAGCCCAGGCGUGUGAGCCAGAGGAGCAGACAUGCCGCUAUGUUGGCCUGGAUGCUCUGGGGGAUUCCCGACCACGGCCUGAUGAAGGUGGUCUCAAUCAACACUACUUGCCAGCACGAAAUCCCAGAUUCGGGGAUACCAGAUGUGGUAUUGGCUGAAACUGAACUGCAGACUGUUUCUGUGUCAUUCUGUCACAGCCUCCUUAGUUGUUUUUUUUCUGUGCUUUCCUUUUGA